Molecule: messenger RNA, 621 nt
Organism: Lathyrus oleraceus (garden pea)
Lineage: Eukaryota; Viridiplantae; Streptophyta; Magnoliopsida; Fabales; Fabaceae
Product: secreted RxLR effector protein 161-like
Exons: 1
Coding region: 1-621 (206 amino acids)
Source: RefSeq, a predicted model, not a curated record
AUGCAACAUGUCAAAGAGUUUUCUAAGCUUAUGCAGGGUGAGUUUGAGAUGAGCCUCAUUAGGGAGUUGAAUUACUUUCUAGGUAUUCAAAUCAAUCAACUCAAUGAAGGCACAUUCAUUUGUCAAACCAAAUAUUAUAAUGACUUGCCAAAGAGAUUUGGCAUGGAAGGUGCGAAAUCGAUUGACACUGCAAUGCCUACAAAUGGCAACUUGGAAAGGAAUGAAAAUGGCAAGGACGUUGAUGUGAAAAAGUAUAGAGGUAUGAUUGGUUAUCUUCUAUAUCUCACUGCAUAUAGGCCGGAUAUUAUGUUUAGCUUUUGCAUGUGUGUCCGUUAUCAAUCGACUCCUAAGGAAUCACAUUUAAAAGUUGUUAAACACAUUCUUAGGUAUCUUUAUGGCACUUCUAAGUAUGGGCUUUGUUAUUCCAAGGGAAGUGAUUGUAAUUUUGUCGGUUAUACCGAUUCCGAUUUUUCCAGUUGCAAAUCGGAUAGGAAGAGUACUACUAGAACUUGCCACAUUUUUUCAAAUUCCUUAGUUAGUUGGCAUAGCAAGAAACAUGUUUUCGUUGCUUUGUCAAUUGCCAAGGCGGAAUAUGUAGCAUCCAGUAGUUGUUGUGCUUAA